UCCCGGCCGCCUCGCCCCCCCUCCCUCCCCGCCCUCUCUCUCCCCUAAUCCGCUUUGAACGCACGAUUUCCCGGCCUUCUCCUCUUUCUCUUUCGGAGAGAACGCGAAAGAGAAGGAGAUCUCUUUUGCAGAUCUGCUUCCUCUUCCUCUGAGAGUUAGGGCUGCCGCUCCUUUCUGUUUUGCCUUCUCGGUGUCGUCGAUGGCGGAGGUCUUUGAUUUGGCUGCGGGACGUUUGUCUCGGAUGCGCAGCUGAAGAAGCAGCGGGCGGCCGAGUUGGAGGCCGAGAAGAGAGUGAGGGGCUUUUUUCUUUUUACCUUUUUUUUUAUCUUGAGUUCUGUGUUGUGGUGGGUAAGGGUGGAGGAGAUCGGCGGAGGAGAUGAGCGCGUCGAGGUUUAUAAAGUGCGUCACGGUGGGGGACGGUGCCGUCGGCAAGACUUGCAUGCUUAUCUCCUACACCAGCAACACUUUCCCCACGGAUUAUGUUCCUACCGUUUUUGACAAUUUCAGCGCAAAUGUAGUGGUGGAUGGUAACACAGUUAACUUAGGUUUGUGGGAUACUGCAGGCCAAGAGGAUUACAAUAGAUUAAGACCUUUGAGCUACCGUGGUGCAGAUGUUUUCUUGCUUGCUUUCUCUCUCAUUAGUAAAGCCAGCUAUGAAAAUGUUGCCAAGAAGUGGAUUCCUGAGCUAAGGCACUAUGCACCUGGUGUGCCCAUAAUUCUUGUUGGAACAAAGCUUGAUCUUCGGGAUGAGCAGCAGUUCUUUAUAGAUCACCCAGGUGCUGUUCCCAUAAGUACCGCUCAGGGGGAGGAGCUGCGGAAGCAAAUAGGUGCUGCUUCGUACAUAGAGUGCAGUUCAAAGACUCAGCAAAAUGUCAAGGCGGUAUUCGAUGCGGCCAUCAAGGUCGUGCUUCAGCCACCCAAGCAGAAGAAGAAAAAAAAGCAACAGAAAGGUUGCUCCAUAUUGUGAUAAUCUAGCAUGCAAAAGGUGGUAGCCAGCGAUUUAUUCGAGCGACUCGUUCAAAUUCAGGGAAUUUGGUACCAGCACACAACCAACAAAUGCAGCAUCAUUAUCAGUGCGUCAAAUGGUUUGUUUCUCCUUUUGACUUUGGUGAUCUGCAAUUGACCUGGCAAAGCAUGUUCCUUCUUCGGAUGACUAGUUCACAUUAAUGUUAGGGACUGUUGUUUGGAUUUAUUUUCAUUGCACUAAGAUGGUAUACUGAGUUUAUUGUAUUUCAAUUUGUUCACUUAAAUGGCUUUUUAAGUUUGCAAUAGUUGCUUGCUUUGA
This is a messenger RNA of Musa acuminata AAA Group (dessert banana), 1285 nucleotides long. RefSeq names its product rac-like GTP-binding protein 5. Gene Ontology annotation, molecular function: GTP binding; GTPase activity; protein kinase binding. Gene Ontology annotation, biological process: small GTPase-mediated signal transduction; establishment or maintenance of cell polarity; cortical cytoskeleton organization. The transcript has 7 exons. Bases 377 to 967 code for a protein of 196 amino acids. Gene Ontology annotation, cellular component: cytoskeleton; cell projection; cytoplasmic vesicle. The record is from RefSeq and is a predicted model, not a curated record. Lineage: Eukaryota; Viridiplantae; Streptophyta; Magnoliopsida; Zingiberales; Musaceae.